AAAAAAGAAAAAUCCCCCAAUGGAUUUAAGUUAUAAUUUUGGGCCUCUGAAGCUGUAUCUGAGACUCCUAUCAUUAACUUGCAACUCUUAUUGUAGUAAUAACUGGCAUACUGGCAUUCUUUGUAGAUAAAGAGGAGAUUUAGCAGAAUAUUUUACUCCCACAAAUGAUUGAGAAUUAAAUGACAGUGUUAUUUUAUUAUAAUGAGAUUAUACUGCCUCAGUUUUUGCAGCGGCCAAAUGAACAACUCUGGGGUGCUCCUUUUAGCUACGGUUUCCGUCCAUGCGUCAAACCUACUGCCAAAUAUAAAGCUGCUGAUAGAUGGGAACGAUAUAUAACUGUGAGAAGUAAUGGGGGAUUGAAUCAGAUGCGCACAGGGAUAUCUGAUAUGGUGGCUGUGGCACGCAUAAUGAAUGCAACCCUAGUUAUUCCUCAACUGGACAAGCGUUCAUUCUGGCAAGAUACAAGUAUAUUUUCAGAUAUAUUUGAUGAACAGCAUUUCAUCACAACUUUACAAGAAGAUGUGAGGAUUGUGAAGGAGCUUCCUAAGGAAUUACAAUCCGUAACUCGAGCCAGGAAGCACUUCACUUUGUGGUCUAGUAUGGGCUAUUAUGAGGAGAUGACACAAUUAUGGAAGGAAUAUCAGGUGAUUCAUGUUCCAAAAUCAGAUUCUCGACUUGCAAACAAUGAUCUGCCCCUUGAUAUCCAGAGAUUGAGAUGCCGUGCUCUGUAUCAUUCUCUGCGCUUCUCUCCCCCAAUUGAGAAGCUGGGGAAGAAGCUGGUGGAACGGCUGAGAUUGCGUGCUGGAAGAUACAUUGCUCUUCAUCUGAGAUACGAGAAAGACAUGCUAUCUUUCACUGGAUGUACUUAUGGUCUUAGUCAUGCAGAAUCUGAGGAGCUGAGAAUAAUGAGGGAGAACACAAACCACUGGAAAAUAAAGAAGAUAAACUCAACCGAACAGAGGAUAGGAGGUUUCUGUCCACUAACUCCCAAGGAGGUUGGACUAUUUCUUCAAGCUCACGGUUAUCCUCCAUCAACAUUAAUUUAUAUAGCUGCGGGAGAAAUUUAUGGUGGUGACACUCACCUUUCGGAGCUCACUUCUUUUUUCCCAAAUGUAGUUUUCAAGGAAAACGUUGCAACCCAAGCAGAACUGAAAGAAUUUGCCAAGCAUGCAACUCAAACUGCCGCACUAGAUUAUAUCAUCUCGGUAGAGAGUGACGUAUUCAUUCCAUCAUAUUCUGGUAACAUGGCAAGAGCUGUUGAGGGGCAUCGCAGAUUUUUAGGCCACCGGAAGACACUCACUCCAGACAGGAAAGGUCUUGUGGAAAUAUUUGACAAGUUGGAAACUGGACAGCUUAAUGAAGGAUCGUCUUUGUCAUAUCUGGUGAUGCAAUUACACAAGCACAGGCAAGGAGCUCCCCGAAAAAGAGGAGGUGCUCCUCCUGGAAUCAAAGGCCGAGCACGGUUCAGAUACGAAGAAUCCUUUUACCAAAAUCCAUUCCCCGAAUGUAUAUGUGGUUCAAAAAAUAAAUUGAGAUGACAUGGUGACACCUACCUUCCAGCUUUAGAGAAAUGGGGGAAAGAGGACCUGGAGAUACCAUUUCAACUUGUUGUUCAAAUCUGAAAUCUUUCCGAGUCUAUGAAUGCCUGCCAUUAAAACAAAUGGUGAUGGCAUACCAAUAUUCAGAACCUGGGUUGGGAUUUUUGUAACUCUUGAAUCUUCCAUUAGUCAGGUCCUAUUAAGUUGUUGGAUGAAAAUACUCCAACUUGAAUACUGUAUUUAAUACAAGAGCAAUGCUACUUAGACUUAAAAUACCGACAUAAUUUUCUAAUUUAAUUAAUCAUUGUCAUUGAUUUAA
Messenger RNA from Ilex paraguariensis (yerba mate), 1857 nucleotides. The record is from the annotation of a GenBank genome assembly. Lineage: Eukaryota; Viridiplantae; Streptophyta; Magnoliopsida; Aquifoliales; Aquifoliaceae.